AUGUCAAUAUCUCCUGAAAUCAACUUCCAUUUAGACAAUCUGCCUUCACUCCCAGUCCCCGGUCCGAUUGACCUCCCGAACGGCGAGCGACGAUGGCGACGAAAUCAAGUCGCCUGUGACGCGUGCCACAUCCGCCGUGUGCGAUGCGAUCUGGUAUUCCCGUUACCGUGCUCACGCUGCCUGCGAAAGGGCAUAUACUGUGAACUCACACGCAAGCGACAGAAACGAGGUCGCAUGGCACGAGCCAAGCUAGCCAAUUCGAACGGGACAUGCGGGGUAGGCGCACCGCCAAGUCGUAUACAAGAAAGGCAGACCGACGAAAGCUGCAGUCCUGUGUCACAACCGACUGUGUCACCCAUGGGUCCCACCACCCCGGCUUCAGUCACACAACCGUGGCCCCCAGCAACCGACGAAAUCGAUGCUCUCUUGGCCUUGUGCAUGGAAGACUAUCGCUCUGUGACAGAUGCUCCACAGCUGCAGGCAGGAUUAGGGUUGAAUAUCACAGAGGAAUGGCUGCCAGCGACCCUUCUGUCCAAGGGUUUCCCUGAGUUGAGCGCAGAAGACGGCAGGCCUCUGUCAACACUGCCGGGCAUCUGGAAUCCGGUCGACAUAUCUCCUCACACUCCGAGCCAGGGCCAUGAUCCACUGAUACCAUCCCAACCAGCAACAAAUUCUCUCGUCCCAGAACAUGAACCAAUUUCACGGCCCUCGAUGAAAUACCCUGUGCUAAACACGGUGAUGCCUUUUUUGGAAACAGACCUUCCUCCACAACUUGUGUGCCAUUUGCUCGAACUAUAUUUCACCCGCCCAUUUCCAAAUAUCCUGCGCAAGUCCUCCUUUCUGGCCGAUAACUUCCGGGUCACCAGCCCUGCGCUUUUAACGAGUAUGCUUUGGAUGGCUGCUAUUGAUUAUGGGACCUCUUUAUCUAUCUCACCCUCACAAAAACGAAAUAUUUGCCAGUGCCUCGAGGAUCUGACGAGAGGGUUAUUGAGAUCUUCAGACAAUGUCUCGCCCAAGAACCAGGAGUUUUCGCUGGUGGGGCUGCAUUGCUCACCUACGGCAGUCCAUCGCCUGAUGGACCAUACUGUUCACCUGGACCACGUAAUCACUUAUAUCCAUAUUGCCUUGAUUGUCUCUACCGAACAGAACGCUGCAAGCAUGGGAUGGUGGACAGCGGCCUUUGCUUUAGCCCGACAUCUCAAACUAAAUCAGGAGGCGAAAAUAGUCCCAGACUUUGAUAAGGGAACCAAGGGAUCGCGUCAAUCCUUCAAUGACGGGCUAUCAGACUGGCCAAACAACCCAGACGUUUUCCAUUCUGAUGGGAGACAGCCAAGUCCCAAUUGCGUAUGUGAGCAAAUCCAUAAUCAAAGCCAUCCUGUCUUGGCGGAGGACCACCGCGAAGAGCGAAGGCGCACAUGGUGGCUGCUUUACACUAUUGAUCGCCAUCUCGCCUUGUGUUACAACCAUCCGCCGGAUUUCCUUGAUGCAGAGUGUGAAAAUCUGCUACUUCCACUGGAUGAAACCUCAUGGCAGCGCGGUAUUGUUCACAGCAACAGUUUUCAUCAGCAGAGGCCUAAAUGCCUUGAUUCAGCACACCAGCACGAACGUCAGGUCUUCCCUGAUUUUCGCUGUCGCGAUUCCUCCAUUUUUGGAUUUUUCCUUCCGCUUAUGACGAUCACCGGAGAGGUGAUGGGGCUCAAUCAACUGCGGCUUCAAGGCAAUGAGGCCUACGAAGUUAAAGAGGCUGAAGUAAUACGGCAUCUCGAGAUCUAUCAGACCAGUUUGUCCGCUUUUGCGGCAUCUUCGGCAUAUUCAACUGUUGACUCCGAAGUGUCGGACCGACAUAUCGAUGUGAAGGCAUUCCAGGAUUAUGCUUGGCAAACACAAACUGCUGUUGCUUACUCGUCAUACCUAGUCCACGUUCUCCAUAUAUCACUAGUGGGAAAGUGGGAUUGGCAAUUCUUAUUGGAGGACAAAGAGUUUUGGACUUCUUCAGCCUUCACAUCCACAAUGUCACAUUCAUUAGACGCGACUUCUUGGUUGGGGCAGAUCUUGCAGCUUGACCCAGAUAUCAGCUUCAUGUCCUACUUCUUUGGCAUUCAGCUACUUCAAGGGAGCUUUCCGGCACUGUUGAUUGUAGAGCGUCUUCAAGAUAAGUCCAGCGAGGACAUUCUCAACGCCUGCGAGAUUAUGAUACAAGCUACCGAAUCUUGUCUUGUCACGCGGAACACAGAUUAUCAAAGGAGAUUUCGGCAAUUAAUACGCAGCGCAGUUUCACAGGCUCGGGGCCGUCCUGUGAGUGCCAGUGAAAUUCGACGUCGCCGGAAAGCAGUAUUCGAUCUUUGGCUGUGGACACGAAGGGGGAUAAAUUGGUCCACUGACUUCAAUAUCCCCUGCCAAACCUGA
Molecule: messenger RNA, 2406 nt
Organism: Penicillium samsonianum
Lineage: Eukaryota; Fungi; Ascomycota; Eurotiomycetes; Eurotiales; Aspergillaceae
Product: Zn(II)2Cys6 transcription factor
Exons: 2
Coding region: 1-2406 (801 amino acids)
Biological process (GO): regulation of DNA-templated transcription; DNA-templated transcription
Molecular function (GO): zinc ion binding; DNA binding; DNA-binding transcription factor activity, RNA polymerase II-specific
Source: RefSeq, a predicted model, not a curated record